This is a messenger RNA of Chara braunii, 3765 nucleotides long. Lineage: Eukaryota; Viridiplantae; Streptophyta; Charophyceae; Charales; Characeae. The record is from the annotation of a GenBank genome assembly.
CCGAGGGCGUUGGGAGCGUUGGAGCGUUGGGAGCAUGAAUGGUGUUUCUAUGCGGUGUAUGGUUUCGGUGACGAAGGGAGGGGGGCGCAUGAGCGCUCUCGCCCGCCUUGCAUAUACGCACGGACAGUAAGCAGCUGGAGCACACAGAGCACGGAGAAGGAGCGAGUUCUGAGAGAGGGAGGGAGGGAGAGAGAAAGAGAGAGGCGGGAGGAAGAAGCAGGGGGCCAUGGCGAUGCGGCGCACCAUCGCCGCGGCCUUGCGGGGCGCGCGUCUGGUACAGGUAGCUACGGGAGAGGGGKCGGCGGCGGCGUCGUCUUCGCGCGCCCUCCGCGGACGGUUGCACACCAGCGCUGGCGGCGGCGCGGCACGGGCGAAUGCCGCCCGCACGAGUGGCGUGGCUAUUGCGCGCAAGGUGGCGGCGGGUUCUCUCCGCCCCAGGGUCUGCGGAGGCCUCGCAGGCGGGUGCAGGAGCUAUGCCGCGGAAGCGACGGCGGGCGUGCCCACGGACGAGUUCACUGGCGCGGGCAGCAUCGGCGCUAUCACCCAGGUCAUCGGUGCCGUGGUGGACGUGAAGUUCGACGUGGGCCUGCCCCCGAUCCUCACAGCCUUGGAAGUGCAAGAACACGACAUCCGUCUCGUCCUGGAGGUCGCUCAGCAUGUGGGCGAGAAAACCGUCAGGUGCAUUGCUAUGGACGCCACAGACGGCCUCGUCCGCGGCCAGAAAGUCCUCAAUACAGGUAUGCCAAUCAAGAUUCCCGUCGGCAGGGCCACCCUGGGCCGAAUUAUGAACGUCAUUGGCGAACCCAUUGACGAAAAGGGUCCCAUCGAUAAGACGCACAUGCUUCCAAUCCAUCGCUCCGCGCCGGAGUUCGUCGACCAGGGCGUCGAGCAGGAGAUUCUCGUUACUGGUAUCAAGGUCGUGGACCUUCUUGCCCCUUAUCAGAGGGGAGGAAAGAUUGGUCUCUUCGGCGGCGCGGGCGUCGGCAAGACUGUGCUGAUCAUGGAGCUCAUUAACAACGUCGCCAAGGGGCACGGUGGUUUCUCGGUGUUCGCUGGCGUGGGCGAGAGAACCAGGGAGGGCAACGACUUGUACAAGGAAAUGAUUGAAGGCGGCGUCAUUAAGCUAGGCGACCAGCAGUCGGAGAGCAAGGUGUCCCUUGUGUACGGGCAGAUGAACGAGCCACCAGGCGCACGUGCACGUGUGGGAUUGACCGGCUUGACGGUUGCUGAGCAUUUCCGCGACAACGAGGGGCAGGACGUGCUGCUCUUCGUUGACAACAUUUUCCGCUUCACGCAGGCGAACUCCGAGGUGUCCGCUCUCCUAGGCCGUAUCCCUUCCGCCGUGGGGUACCAGCCCACUCUUGCCACGGACUUGGGAGGAUUGCAGGAGCGUAUCACGACGACGAAGAAGGGUUCGAUUACGUCCGUGCAGGCCAUCUACGUGCCAGCCGACGAUUUGACGGAUCCGGCGCCUGCGACGACCUUUGCUCACUUGGACGCCACUACUGUGUUGUCUCGGCAGAUUUCUGAGCUGGGAAUUUAUCCCGCCGUCGAUCCUCUUGAUUCCACGUCGCGUAUGCUCUCCCCUCUUCUGCUGGGAGAGGAACAUUACGCUGUCACCCGUGGUGUCCAGAAGGUUCUUCAAGAUUACAAGAAUCUUCAGGAUAUCAUUGCCAUUUUGGGUAUGGACGAGUUGAGUGAGGACGACAAGUUGACGGUGGCGCGCGCUAGGAAAAUCCAACGGUUCUUGAGCCAGCCGUUCCACGUGGCGGAGGUCUUCACGGGCUCUCCCGGCAAAUACGUCGACCUUCAGGAGAAUGUCAAGAGCUUCAAGGAUGUGUUGGCUGGUAAGUACGAUGACUUGCCAGAGCAGGCAUUCUACAUGGUUGGCGGUAUCGAGGAGGUCAUUGCCAAGGCGGAGAAGCUCGCCGCGGAGUUGUAAGAGGGAGACUCUCAUCAUGGGUAGGUGGUGGAUGGAUGAAUGCGUGGAGCGAUGGAUGGACUCUAAAGGGUGGGUGGGGUUUGCUGGGAGGAGGGUGGGUUGGGCCCGCUUGUCGAUGCAAGAGGAUUGAAUUGCAUGUAUCCUUUUCAUCCUUCCUUUAUGUUAUGUCAUGUUGACUUCUGCUGACAGGUAUCCGACGAACCCUUGGCUAGCAGUCCUCCCCGGUAAUUGGUCGGUCAGUUGUUGGCACGAUUUGGCGGCGCGAAGUAGAUUGAAAUUGAAAUGAAUGGGAAUGGCUAGGUUCUCUCCGGUUCUGUGGAGAGAGGGAGAAGGGGGGGGGAGAGAGAGAGAGAGAGAGAGAAGAGAGAGAGAGAGAGAGAGAGAGGGGGGGGGGGGGGGGGGGGGGGGGGUUGAGAAGAAGGGUUUGAGGACGGGGAUGGGGUUGGUGUCGUCAACAUUAUCGUUCACAUUCUUUACCCAUAAUGUAUGUAGGAUGAGGCGGAGUCCUGACGUACACGUCUGACGUGGCGCGGCGCUGCUGAGAGAAGAAAAAAAGGAUUAUGAAUUACGCUGUCCAUAGUUAUUACGCUGCUCUGCUGGAUGAUUGUGUUUCCAAGUGGGUAGGCGGCGAGGUGGGGCUGCUGCUUCCUCGAAACGCGGGACUGAAUGUGGGAAUGAACGCGGGACUGGACGUGCAUUCAGGUCGCCAGUCCAUUGUUAGGAAUAUAUAUGUAUGUAAGAAGAAGAGUAGUGGUGAGGUAAAUGGGUAGAGGGCGAGAGCGCUUUUGGCCCACUGUUUGGAAGGGGGAGGCCGGUCGCUUCGCGAGAGAAGGGAGAGGGUGUGGCGUGAUUGUUGAGAGCGGGGGGACAGGCGAGUAAUUGGGGCUGGGCGGGAGGUGGAGGUGGUCUCCCUUCUUCCACCUCUUCAGGGAGAGCUCGGUUGGUGUAUCUUACCUUGUUUUGUGGCGAGGAGGGUGAUUCCUCCUGUCUGUUGAUUUCUCGCACGAUGAAUAAGGGUAUGGAGCGGGUGAGGAGCUGGUAGUGUUAAGUACUCGGCGACGAUAAAUGACAUAUAUAUAUAUACGAUCAUGGUCUGCUUUUGUUGGAAACAACAGCAGCUCGGAGAUGUCCUAUCCAAUGAAUAGCUUCUUCCUAUUCUUAACCUACUUUACAUCAGCCAGCCAUCAGGAUGGACGUUGUGAGAUGUAGAAUGUUUUCGGUUUUUAUCUGAUUGUUAUUACCAAUCGAGUUGCUUCUUGUGACUUAACUUUUUCUCAAAUCAGCCGUCAAGAUGGAAUUCGCCUCACACACACACACACACAGAGAGAGAGAGAGAGAGAGAGAGAGAGAGAGAGAGAGAGAGAGAGAGAGAGAGAGAGAGAGAGAGAUUACAGGAAAGUUGUAAAUGGUGGUGGUUGAAGGUGGCUCGCGGUGCGCAAUGAAAGUAAUGACACAAGAUUGAUUGGAUGCGGCGUUCUUACUUUUUCACACUUUUGGCCGUCGAAAUUUUUCGUUCUUCUGGAUUAUUUACGUUUGGGUGUAGUUUCGUGUGCUGCUGGGUAACAAGACUAAAUUUAAGAUUCAGGUUGUCUAUCUGGUGAGAGAGACAUCGAUCUCCCAUGUUCUUUCGGAUCUCACAGAAGUGAAUUUUUUCAGCAUUGCUUCUUCUUCGUCGUUUCCCCGAGGCGUCCUCUCUGAAAAUGUCUUUUCUCACUCUAUCUAAUGAUUCCGACGAACGUUCGUCCCCAUCUCUCUCUGCAGGUCAUGCGUGAAAUUAACCCCCCGGCACCCCCCCACACCUGUCCGUUGUGUAAUAUUGAAUC